This is a messenger RNA of Penicillium olsonii, 777 nucleotides long. NCBI's taxonomy places the organism in Eukaryota, Fungi, Ascomycota, Eurotiomycetes, Eurotiales, Aspergillaceae. The record is from the annotation of a GenBank genome assembly.
AUGGAGUAUGGGAGCCAGCAUCCAAUCAUGGACCAUGUCACCUUGUCCGACUGUUGUCCAUGGCAAGCCGAGAGUCCCCAGCCUACCAUCCCCAAAGAACAUUGGCCUGUUGAGGACGGCCUUCAGUGGGGAUCAGAUCCCAGUUUCUGCUAUCAUGGAUUCUCCAACCCCAUCGGUACCUGGACAGAGGAGCGACUGGUGCAAAACCUGAUGCGCAACAUGGCCAGCUUUUGCAACAGCGUGGACAUCGGAUUUGAUGUCUCAGAAAAAUACCACGAACUACACCAACAGCCCAUGGAUGAUCCCAUGCAAUUAAACGGUCUAUCUUUGCCCAUGUUCCAGCCCUCUCUGGUUCCUCAUUAUGAACGCCUAUCCGAAACACCCUCCUCAUCAUCUUCACCUCCGCCUACAACCCGAGGGCGAUCCUCUCCGGAGAGUAGUAGUACUACGUGCUCACGAGCCAGCUGCACGAAAGCUGACAGCAAAACACAAAAGAAGAGAAAAUGUGUACAAAGACCCGGGCAAAAGCUGUGCCAUUGCCGCUCGGAGAAAAAGAGAAGGGAGAUUAUCGGACAGCGAUAUAAAGAGCUUUGCCACCUGGUGCCGGGACUGGAGAAACAUUCUUAUACACGGAAAUAUGUUUUGGCAGAGGUUGCUAUAUGGAUUCAGGAUCUACUUCGAGGGAACGAUGCUCUCGAGGCACAGCUGCAGCAAUUGAAGGAGCAAGAACGGCUAAAUCAGAUGCGGCUGUUCCCUGUUGAGGCUGAAGAGAUCUAG